AUGAAUAAAGGCCAGACCAUGCCAGAAUUAAUGCGAUUUUUUAAAGCUGAUAAUUUCGUCCAAGACCUAUUGCCAAUGCCAGGUGCUGGCGACAAAAACGCCAAAUGUAUUAGCGAUAUGAACAACUACAAUGUUAGUGUACUCCAAGGUAGGUGGUUAAUUCAUUAUCUAAUUAUAUUUUCGUGAGGAUGAGUCACAGUGUGUAUCGAUUUUCGUAGUGAUCCGUAGUAUCCCACUAUUGCAAUUCAAUAUUUUGUAAUAUACACGGCAACGCAGUUCGCAUUUUUCCGUUUUCCUCGCUAACUACAUGCAUUGGCAUUGUCAUUAGAACCAACCAUAUAAGCAUUAUAUUUGUGGAUUAGCUAAGAAAAGAUAUAUAAUGAAGAUAAUAGAAGACUAUUAAGCAUGCGACAGGGCAUUAUUCGAAGAUAUAUUUUCGAAAAAGUAGUAUGGCGAACGCGCCAAAUAAGGCACAUCGAAUAACAGCUUUUAGCUUUACAUGUUUUAAAACGUGAACCUAUAUCUAAAUCUUUCGCUUACACAAAUCGUCAAUAUAUAUAUUAACUAUAUUUAUGUUUUAAAAAUAAAUGUAAAUUAGUUCUCCGCUUCAGUUUAUCUAUACCGGCAAAGUCAUCCGGACUCUUGCAAAUCCAAACUAAAGUUUAUUGUUCUUGAGCAGACCCCCGGGCCUUCUACUAUAGAUUCAUGUCUCAGUUACAUACAUGUGAGAAGGUGCUUCCAGUGAUUCCGGCAAAACACCGCGAAUUCCCCCAGCAUACAUGCCAGUUUUCUCCCGCAAUUACAUUGGACAUUUGAAAAGGAAGUGAGGAGUAAGAAACUACGAAAAUGAUCUUAAGAGCAUUUAAACAUACAUAGGUAACUUUCCAAAGUUUCUAAAGGGAUUUGCAAAAGUUUCUUCAGAUUCGAAAGAGUAUAAUUAGGGAAAUUACUUGACAGUACAAAAUAACAGUAACUCCGAAUAACAUUUUGAUUUUUAAUCGACGUUUCGACUAGUUUGAAGUUAAUCCUGAGGAUGACUACAAACUAGUCGAAACGUCGAUUAAAAAUCAAAAUGUUAUUCGGAGUUACUGUUAUUUUGUAUUUUCUUAAAAUACUGAGUGGGUCCCGUAAUUACUUGACAGUGAAAUGGGAGUUCAAAAGAUGAACGCUAGAUAAUAGUAAGAGAUGCAUGCAUGGACCUUCCCUUCCCAAUACCCUUCCCUAUAGCAUAUGCCUCUGUAAUAUAAUGAUUUUACUAUUUCAAUUCCAAGGUGAAGUGAUAUAUCUGAGCGUGACCAUUACUGAACAGAAUUUGUUCAGUUCACAUCUUGAAAAUUCAUCAUCGCCUCAAUAUCAACAAUUAUCACAAGCUGUGGAACGGAAGGUAAAAUAACAUGCAUGUAAUAAAAAAUCAAACUUUACUUAAAGAUUUGCCCAUGCAAAGGCAGGUGCUAAAUACAAGUAGGACAUUGUAGUCCCCUAUACUACUUAUUAAACACCGUAUGUUUACUUUCUUGGCACGGAAAUUCAGAAAAAAAUAUUCACACUUUCCUAAACUCUUUACCUAUUACAGGAAUAUUAGGUAAAAAAGAAUCGUUUGAUGUUAGAUAAAAAAGUAGAGUAAAAUAUGAACAUUAUAUUUGUUCCUCAGAAAGGGAGAUCAUUUAUGGUGAUUUUUUGCGAUGAAAUUGGCAGUAAGAGUUGCAGUGUGAACUGGACUGUCUGUAUUUGAGAAGAAGUAACGAAAGUAAAAAUUAUUAAAUAAGUUCCUUGUAUAUAUAUAUAUAUAUAUAUAUAUAUAUAUAUAUAUAUAUAUAUAUAUAUAUAUAUAUAUAUAUAUAUAUAUAUAUAUAUAUAUAUAUAUAUAUAUGUAUAUAUAAAUGGUUUCGAUGUGUAAACCCGCAUCUUCAUCAGGAAAUCCAUUAUCCCGACAUGCACUCUUACCAUACAAGAUGUGUAUGAUUUAAACCUAUAUAUAAUCUUUUAAAUUAGUUGGCGUCGAUCUGUGCUGCUUUUGAGGAAUCAUUACAAUUAAUGUCGUAUUUUUCCCAAUAUAUGAAAAUGCGCAUAUGAAAAUUGCCAAUUAUAUAUUUUCUUCGUUUAGAAAUUACUCGAAUUUAAUUCUUAUAAAUUAUUCUAUGCUUUUUCUAAAUUUAACUUUUGUAUAAUACAACUUCUAUUUGUUUUACUUAGAUUGAUUCGUUUUUCAAGAAUGAGUGUUCAUUGUUCUCGUUCGCUUCUGCGAAAGUCCUGCAAUUCAGGUAUUGCCUACCACCUUAUAUUAUCACAAAAAAACAUAUAAAUUGUAUAGUUUAUAAUUACGAUAAAUAUUAUUUCAAUAUAAAAUUGUGUAAUUUACGUCAGUGAAGCUAUAUAGAGAGAGACCAAUGGCAAUACAUAAAAUUAGAACAUAUACUUUUUCCAUCCAGAUCAUGCCAUUCACCAGCUUUGCGUCAAAGAGCUUUGCGGAAAAAUAUUAGGUCUAAUAUUUCUAUGGGAAAGACCUACUGUAUAUAUUACAGUAUGACAAGUUAAGAGGAAUGCAUAAUUUAUUCGAUUGAAGGGAUGUUCUAUUUUUACAUCUCCAUUUUACAAUAACAAAAGUCCCAAGCUGUGAAAGGGCAUGCUGUUACUUGACAUGCAUUUUGUAUAUAUAGACCCUUUCGAGGCCCCGCUUUAGCCCCUUUAAUAUGACGAAUGCUUAUAAUUCAUGCGGUACGCGUGUGAAGAUGGGAUAUCUUCAGCCCUUUUAUUCACCACGCUGCAUAGUGCAAUCAUAAUAACUUUUCAACUGACGUUGAAGUUGUACUGUAUACAACGAAACAGCUAAUGUUCUGCUGAGUUCUUUCAAACUAAGAUUUUCACCUGGUGUAUCAAGACAAUAGCUAUACUAACGGUGCACGAGAUUGAAAAUAUUUCUUUAAAACAGGAAGGGAAGUAUUAUUGCCGACAUUAAACUACAUUUUGCCAAAAAAGAUGAACAUUCUAACCGCAAAAUGAAGAGGAUAAGGGAAAAGCGUGACGAUGCUGCAAAAGGUAUUGAGUUAAAAGCCAGUUAUUAUACGCGUUGUAUAUGUAUAGUCACUAUAAGUGUCUCUGACUCACAACUAAAUAUGGAAACACGCACGCUACAUGUAACACAGUUUUCUGCUAGCAGAAACUGAGUAGUUAUGUGUAGCUUCAGCCAGAGGUAUGUAAUUUUACAGCAAGCGCGGCAAUUUCUAAUAUUUUAAGAUGUUAUUGUAAUAUUUUAACGUUUUCACUGCUUUUUUGAGAACAAAGCGUUGUUUUGUGCUACAAAUCAUUUAUAAUAAAACAGUUAGUGAAUUCGGUGGUGAUAUCCCAGGAAAAUAAACGCCUGCUACGCAGACUUGAUCUCGAUAAGUGUUAUCAGUCUCGCCUUCGGCUCGACUGAUAACACUUACCUCGACCUUGAUAAUUCUGGAUAACUGUUCUUGAACUGGUUUGUAUCGUUCGAAAAUCAAAUCACGAAACCACAACCACUAUGUCGGUAUAUGUCCACAAAUGCAAAAUUGUGUAGAUAAUGCAACUACCUGAAAAAUAUAACAAGAACUUGGAGAGAAGGCCCUUCUACUAUAAAGUUCCAAACGAAUGGCCUUCGCUAAAGACGUCUAAAAUCUACACAAUUUCGCAUCAUGCAUCUACACAAUUUCGCAGCCACCUUUACUGGCGACGCUCAAAUAUAUGCACAACCUCGUACCCAGGGUCCACGUGUUUAAAGGUUCUGCGUGCGCCAGAAUCUAUAAACACGGGGACUCUAGGUACGACGUUGGUAUAUGCAAUGGAGUUAUGAACGGGGGAAUGAGAAUUGAGUUGUCGAAAACAAAAUAUAGAGGUCGAGGUUUUGUGGUUAUCAUUUUUCGCCAUCAGAGUAACGAAAUAUCACUUUAAAUUUUUUUGUCUUCAUUGGAGGAACGCUAAAAAUGAUAGAAUCACAAAUUGUAUUCAAUUAGCCUUUCUCACACCGCCAUUUUUGGGUGGCAUGUCAGCCGAAGUCUGCGAGAUAAGUCCACAUAACAGCGACUUUUUAUAAUUUUUUGGACAAAUGAUGGUAAAUUUGCUUUGUAUUUGGUUAGUUUAUUUUGAAAAAUUGCUUUUCACAUUGUUUUAAUUAUCUGCAUCGGUUAACGAGAAUUGGAUGCCACCCAAAAAUGGCGGAUAUUCGUCAUCGUGAGAAAGGCUAAUUUUGUUACACGUGUUUACUACUUAUAUUGGUUAAUUCUGCUUAUGUUUUAGCUGGACAAAGUUCACCACCAAGUUAUCACAGUACAAUUUCUAAUUCCCAGUCUCCAGUAAGCGAAUUAUCACCAAGCAGUGAUACACUCAACUUCACUUCUUCACCAUAUGCGUCAACUACUUCAGCCAAAAGUUUUGCCACAAGUCAAUUGGAUUCAACUGCUAACUUCACUGCAUCUGCACACUUCAUUUCUAGCGCGGUGGCAAGUAUGGUGCGAUCAACUAAAAUUUUAACACCAAGCCCAACUAAUGUCUGGCCAGAUUCCACAAGUCAAGUGAUUAAAACCUCUACUGCAAAUGAAAUGAGUAACCGCAAUACCAUCUCAUCAAUCUCACGUUCAAUAUAUGCAGUGAGUUACUCAGCCACCUACAGUGAUCCUUCAAGCACAGAUUUUUCUCUAAGCAUGGCAAAUACAGUUACAAAAUUGGUAUCAUCACCUACAAAUUCAACAUUAUAUGGACCUUCAAUUACCAGUCUCCCUUCAGUUCUUGCAGAAGCAGUUGGAAAUUCAGCAACAUCAAGUUCAGCAGAUGAGUCGAACAUUACUAGUUCCGCUCAUUCAUUUUCACCUGUUGCUAACACUUCAGCAACAUCGUUCCUGUCUAUUUCAGUCAUAAACAGCUCAAUAAUAUCUGGUCAAUCAUUCUCAAAAGUAAUAAGCAAUACUUUGAGCGUUGAUUUGGAACCUAGAACUUCUUCAGUAAACGUAUCUAAUACUUCGCCACUCAUGUUGCCUUCUACAAUAACCCAGAAUUCUUCUUCGCUAUCAACCACGAACCAAACACAAUCUACCAGUAUCCAUCCACUACCAACACAAAGUUUUGCCAAAAGUCAAUUGGAUUCUAGUGCUAACUCCACUACAUCUACACACUUCAUUUCUAGCGCGGUGGCAAGUAUGGUGCGAUCAACUAAAAUUUUAACACCAAGCCCAACUAAUGUCUGGCCAGAUUCCACAAGUCAAGUGAUUAAAACCUCUACUGCAAAUGAAAUGAGUAACCGCAAUACCAUCUCAUCAAUCUCACGUUCAAUAUAUGCAGUGAGUUACUCAGCCACCUACAGUGAUCCUUCAAGCACAGGUUUUUCUCUAAGCAUGGCAAAUACAGUUACAAAAUUGGUAUCAUCACCUACAAAUUCAACAUUAUAUGGACCUUCAAUUACCAGUCUCCCUUCAGUUCUUACAGAAGCAGUUGGAAAUUCAGCAACAUCAAGUUCAGCAGAUGAGUCGAACAUUACUAGUUCCGCUCAUUCAUUUUCACCUGUUGCUAACACUUCAGCAACAUCGUUCCUGUCUAUUUCAGUCAUAAACAGCUCAAUAAUAUCUGAUCAAUCAUUCUCAAAAGUAAUAAGCAAUACUUUGAGCGUUGAUUUGGAACCUAUAACUUCUUCAGUAAACGUAUCUAAUACUUCGCCACUCAUGUUGCCUUCUACAAUAACCCAGAAUUCUUCUUCGCUAUCAACCACGAACCAAACACAAUCUACCAGUAUCCAUCCACUACCAACACAUUCAUCUGUAUAUACCAUAUCUAUAAAUGCAAAUUCCCUUUCCACUUCACCCGUCUUGCCAUCUGAAGUAAGUACAUCGAUGAUUAAUUCAAGUUUGAUCAAAAUUGUUCCACGGAGUUCGACACAUAAUUACAGCUUACAUUUUAUAUCGAAUGUCAACGAGAGUACAAUUUAUGCGAAUACGACACAUUUAUUGACUCCCUCUUCGGAAUUUGUCUACAGUUCCAACGUUUCCAACGUAUCUAUUUUUGUUCCAAGAAAUUCACCUUCCAUACUCAUCUUAACUUCGUCGACAAUUUCAUAUAAUACUACAGCAUCCUCAAUCCAUAUUGCUUCAAGUCAUACCGUAAUAUCCAGUCAAUCGACUAAGAAUAUAUCCAGUCAAACAUCUCAAAUGGCAAGCUUCAAUUCCAGUACUCCAUCCCUAACAACUUUAACAGUAUCCUCAAUUGUAACAGGAGAAGUAAAUAAAAGCUCAUCAGCACCUUCCUUUAACCUAACUGUAUUCUCUUCAACACAUUCUGGCAGCAAAAAUUACAGCUUUACAACAACAAAAAUCCAAGCCUCCAAUCAAACAAUUCGAUCCAGCUUUCCUACAAAUGCCACCACUUCUGAUUCUAAAUUUUCUUUAAAUGCAAUGAAGACAAGUACAAUGGAGAUCAACAGAACAAACUUAACAUCAAUAAUUUCCACCACGUUGGUAACUGCACGAAAUAUUUCCACCAAAGCAAUCCAACCUACAUCGGUAUUGUCGAGUACUCCAGUUACAAGUACAGUCACACUCCCCAUUGCUUUAUCAAAGCAACGAAUCGUGUCAGGCAAUCUCACAUACACCAAUAGGGUAUACACAAGCCAACUUUCCAAUAGUUCCUCAAAAGAAUAUAUUGAAAUGGCGAAAGAAGUAAACUCCUCGGUAAGUGAUACUAAAACAACUAUUUUAAGCUUCCGUUUAAAAGGAGAAAUAAUAUUAACUAAACUUUAUUCUUUUUCCGACCACAUUUAGUUGGUACAGAUACUUCAAAAUACACCUGGAUUUGUAGAUGUUGAAAUCCGCGGAUUCAAGUGAGUGUAGUACACAAAUGAGGAUUUAGGUAUAAGUUAUAUGCGUCAGUCUUAAAUAGUACAGUUUUUCACGGGCGGUACUGUAAGGUUGUAACUCAAGUACCUACACUGAUUAAUACAUUAUCAAGGCAUUCAAGUAGACUUGUACCCAAGCGCUCGAACUACAGGAAGUAAGUUGAACCCAUAGAUCGUCUACUUCCGGAUAUUUAUGACUCAGUGAUUUAUGACUAAUCUCAAUUCUACAAUAUCAUGGCAAAUAUUCCGUGGACACUUAGGUGUAAACUAAAGUAUUACUGUUCACAUACACAUGUUGACGUCUUUGUCAACCCCACACACACACGCACGCACGCACGCACGCACGCACGCACGCACGCACACAAUGUUGGUUUUAACAGGCAUCAGUCACAAAGCUUUCACCUGACCGAUUUAUGUAAAAAAUGCUGUUUUUGCACUCAUGUAUUUGGCAAGGCAGGUAUUUGUAUUUUUGCGCGCGCUGUCCACAAUCAUUUUUGCCACGAUUGUAUGUUUUAAAUCAUUUCAUUGAUCGAUUCAUUCAUGUAAUGGAACAUAUCUUUUCAUAUAGAAACGGCAGUGUUGUAACAAUUUUCUACGUCAAACUGGAAAGUUCAUCAAAUAUAACUGCACAAGAAGUGGGAAAUGUUAUCACCACAGCCGCAAGUUCGGACAACUUAACGUUUUCCAACAUAAAUGUCGAAGGUAUAUCGUCUAUUUAGGUGAUCAAAAUUCUUGUUAACUUAGUUAAAAUUAUUCAUUAUCUUCUUUUUCUUACCCAGCUUUUGUCCUAGACUCAGUGUCAAAGGGUUGGCUGCCGGGUUCGUAUCCUACAAUACAUCCUUUUCUGUCGGCCUUGUCAAGUCCGCCAUCAGUUCCUUGA
This is a messenger RNA of Paramuricea clavata, 7718 nucleotides long. The record is from the annotation of a GenBank genome assembly. NCBI's taxonomy places the organism in Eukaryota, Metazoa, Cnidaria, Anthozoa, Malacalcyonacea, Plexauridae.